UUCAAACAAUGUUUGUAUCGUAAGCCGGCCCCGUCAGUCGCAACACGGGGCAACCCCUCACUAAAACAUGAUCCUCCAACCCUGCAAUGUCGAACUCACGAAGAUACACUAUUACGACCGCAGUAAACGCGAGAGCAACCUAGCCAUCUCGACCAUAUCGAGAGAGGUGUGCCAGAACAACUUCAACAGGAACGUGAUCAUCAAGAAGAACGUCUUCGGGCAUAGGUGGGUGUUGAGGAUCAACGACGGCGAGGGGGUGCACAAGAAAAGGAAGAAGCUGAGGGUCGUGGUGUAUAUUUUGGUGUUCUGCUCCAUUGUUGUGGCGGUUUGCUUCGGUGUGUUCUUCUCCAUAUACAAGAACAAAAGCAAAGCAUCUGACCAAAAGAUAGUCCAUUUGGAGCCUAUUACCAACACACCACAAGUAAACGACACUUACAUCAAUAAAAUGCAUGAAAAUCAAGUAACCAUAGGGGCUGCUGAAACGACAACAAUAUAUACUACGACUAGUACCAUACAAACUGAACAAACUGCUAUAUAUAGUUAUAUAAAUGAACCUUCCACGCCUACCUCGCUCUGCGGCCCGUGCGCCCUGAGUCAAGAAGUCUGCUUGAAAAUUCAUGAAACUGACGCCCCGAAAUGCACCAAAAUCGCCGACAAAAAUGACCCCACGGGUUGCGGCGGUCUCUGUCCGAUAAACACACACUUCUGCCAAAUCCUGGACGCCAGGGGAAAGGUAUACCAGUGCUCUCCCAUCAAGAAAUCUCUGAUGUGUCGGAAUAGCACCUUCAACUGCGGGAACCUGUGCAUCUCUAAAGAAAAACGUUGCGACGGCCUGGUGCAUUGCUCCAAUGGCUCUGACGAGGAAAAAUGUGUUUGCGACCUUGAAACGCAUUUUCACUGCGGGAACUUGACUUCGUGUUUAGAAAAAAAGAAAAAGUGCGACCAUAAGGUCGACUGCUGGGACAAAUCUGAUGAAACAGGCUGUACUAAAGGUGUCUCCUGCAAAAACGAAGAGAUUCCUUGCGCUAGCGGACAAUGUGUCCUAAAGGAAAAGUUUUGUGAUGGGAAAUUCGACUGCGUAGAUAGGACUGAUGAACCAGAAGGAUGCCAAAUAUAAAUAAGAGGAGGAGGACAAUGGAGUAAUUUUUCUUUGUUUUUUGGAUUUGUGUGAUUUUUUUUUCAGUGUGCAGAGUAGAAAAAUACAACAAUUAAAAAAAAAUAGCAAAUAAUAGUGAAAUUGUAUACGAUUACUACAGUCUUGUACUUACUCUUUCCAGAAACACCCAAAGGUGUUGACAAUUAUUAGGAAUCCUAGGAUUGCACUGACAAGGACAAUAAAUGUCUGGUAUUAUCCAUAUGUUUAUUAGUGAAGCAGUAUUCUCUAGAUAUUUAUUUUUGUAAGG
Anoplophora glabripennis (Asian longhorned beetle) is the source of this 1403-nucleotide messenger RNA. RefSeq names its product low-density lipoprotein receptor-related protein 2-like. Gene Ontology annotation, molecular function: protein binding. The record is from RefSeq and is a predicted model, not a curated record. NCBI's taxonomy places the organism in Eukaryota, Metazoa, Arthropoda, Insecta, Coleoptera, Cerambycidae. The transcript is spliced from 5 exons. The coding region runs from base 68 to 1117 and encodes 349 amino acids. Gene Ontology annotation, cellular component: plasma membrane.